Messenger RNA from Closterium sp. NIES-65, 3633 nucleotides. Lineage: Eukaryota; Viridiplantae; Streptophyta; Zygnematophyceae; Desmidiales; Closteriaceae. The record is from the annotation of a GenBank genome assembly.
AUGGCUACCCCUAGUGUCCUCGCUUUUGACGCUGAGGGUAGGGCCAUUGACUUAGACGUCUGGAUAGAUGACCUGCAGCUUUUCUUACAAUGCGAUAGGGCAGACGGACUCUCUCUCUUUGACCUCACCUCUGGUGCCUCUCCUGCCCCUGCUGCUGAUGCUGACGCCACUCUUCGCUCAUUGUGGGCCAUGCGCGAUGCUGCUGCACGUCUUGCUGUGCGUCGCCACCUGCCUACCUCUGAGCGUGCGCACUUUAGCCAGUACAAGAGUGCUCAGACCUUGUACAACGCUGUAGUUGCACGCUAUUCCUCCCCUGCCACUGCUGCACUGAGCCGCCUCAUGCUACCGUACCUCUUUCCUGACCUUGCUACCUUUCCCACAGUCGCUGACCUCAUUACGCACCUCCGCACUAGUGACACUCGCUUCCGCGCUGCGCUUCCUGCUGAAUUCUGCGCCAAGAACCCCCCCCCCAUGUACAUCGUUCUCUACUACAUAGUCACCCGCCUCCUUGACCCCCUUCAUGUAGUCAGGGACCACCUCCUCUCAGUCUGUCCCACCACUCUCACUGUUGACCUCCUUGAGAAGGCCCUCUUGGCAGCGGAGAAGAGCAUAGUCGCUGUAGGAGCGUCUCGUGGUGACCCUCGCACCCCCAUCUUUGAGGGUCGGUCGGUGCGGCGUCUACCCCUAGCGGGAGACGUCGCUCUGGCAAGGGCAAGGGGGGCAAGGGCACUGGAGGGGCUAGCGGGGGCGGUGGAGGAGGCGGUGGAGGCGGCGGAGGGAGUGGGGGUGGCGGUGGGGGUGGCAGCGGGGGUGGAGGUGUCGGUGGCGGCAGUGGAGGUGGAGGCGGCGGCGGCGGUAGCGGUGGGGGCGGAGGUGGCGGAGGUGGAGGCGGUGGAGGAGGCGGUGGCGGAGGAGGUGGAGCUGGUCGGGGUGGCGCUGCGCAAAAGGCCGGCUCCGGUGGUGGUCAGCGCCAGCAGCAGCAGCAGCGCUCUUGUGACAUCCCCCCCCCCUCACCAGCUCCGUGAGUGGUACGCUGCACGUCAGCGGGGUGGGGGUACUGGUCCGUGCACCUACGUCCUACGCACCGGCGACCGCGCAGAUGAGCAGUGUGGGCGUGCACACCCCACCCAACGCUGCUUUGGCCGCCUGACGAACGCUUGGCAUCACCAGUUCCCGAAGGCCACUGAGAUCCCCUACUGGGGUGAGCUGUCUAGGGCUGGAGUAGCUAUCUUUGAUCUCGAAUUUGAUGCUAUUCUUGCUGCCAUGUAUGCUGUGACUAUUAGUGAUGAGGGUGACUGUUACCGGUGUUUUCCGCCCGACCCGGGUAUUGGGACUGCUGCUUUAGGUACUGGUGAGGCUGUUGCUCUAGGUGCUAGCGAGGCUACUGCUCUAGGUGCCAGUGCGUCUGCUUCCUCAGGUGCUGGUGAGUCUGCUCUCUCAAGUACCGCGUGGGCUUCGGCCUCUCUCACUUUUACUCUUGAGUCCCGGGCUUCUCGCUCCUUCUUUCGAGACCGCACCACACUCGCGCCGCUUAGUCAGCUAGUUGCAGUCUCUCUGGCAUACCCCUCAUGGGGUCCUGUCCUUUCUCACUUCUCCACUGUCCUCCCGUGUCCGGCGGCCCCCUCUGGCACCUUAUCUGGAAUUUACUUCCCCUCGUUCUCUACGAACUUGGUGAGUGGUGCUGACCUACAGGAUGCGGGGGUUCACCAGUUCACUCCUGCGAGUCAGCGGGUGACCCACUCCACGGAGGCUCGCAUAGGCCGGAACAUGGCCACGUUUACACGUCGGCCGGGGUCGAGCCUGUACACACUGACCACUGAGUCUCCUCCUGUCACUUCGUCUGGUCAGGUAGCUGCGUCGGGUCAGGUGUUUGCUGCAGCUUCCAGGUCUGGUCCUGAGUCUGCCCCCUGCUCGUGUCGCCUCCUGUCCUACGAGACUCUCCUUUGGCACCACCGUCUUGGUCACCCCUCCCUGCUUCGUCUCCGAGGCAUGGCCUCCAAUGUCCUUGUGUGUGGUCUUCUCCGGUCCCUCCCUCCCCUUCCUCUGGGGCCUGGCCCCACCUGCGUCCUCUGUGUUGAGGGGCGGCAGCGGGCUGCCCCUCACUCCUCCCAGUUUCCUCCGACAGAGGCCCCGCUGCAGAUGCUUCACAUGGACGUGUGGGGCCCGGCCCGCGUCCGUGGACAGGGUCACAAGUGCUACUUCUUGCUGGUGGUUGAGGACUACUCGCGUUACACCACAGUCUUCCCCUUGCGCAGCAAGAGUGAUGUCACUGAGGUGUUGAUCGACUGGAUCCGUGCAGCUCGUCUCCAACUCAAGAGGAGCUUUGGCUUGGACUUUCCUCUUCUGCGUCUGCACUCUGACCGAGACGCAGUCGAGCCUGUCGAGGUUACUGGUCACUCUGGUGCUGCUGGGGGUGGUGAGCCUGGGGGUGCUAAGCCUUGGGGUGCUGACUCUGGGGGUGCUGAGCGUGUGGGUGCUACGCCUGGGGGUACUCGGCGUGCGGGUGGUACUACUAGGGGUGCUGAGCCUGGGGGUGCUGCGACUAUGGGUGCUGAGUUUUGGGGUGCUGUGCCUGGGGGUGCUACGCCUGGGGGUGCUAAGCCUUGGUGUGCUACGCCUGGGGGUGCUGAGCAUGGGGGUGCUACGUCUGAAGCUGCUGAGCCUGGAGGUGCGGAGCCUGCGGCCGCUGGGCCUGCUCGUGUGGCGUCUGGCGGUGCUGGGCCCGGAGGUGCUCGUACUGGGAGUACUGGAGCUGCUGGGCCUGCGGGUACGACUAGAGCUGGAGGUGCUGAGGAUGUUGGCGCUGAGGCUACUGCUGUCAGUCCUGGCGGAGGUCCUGCUGGGGGUGCUCCUGGUGCUGUUGGAAGUACUACAGCUGGAGGUGCUGUUGGCGCUGUGUCUGGAGUCGCCGCGCGGCCUCGGCCGUACUUCGUUCCGCUCCUUCAGCAGGUUCUUGGUCCUCCUCCUUCCUUAGAGUGUCCACAGCCUGUCCAAUCACAGUCACAGCUACCGCCAGCCUCCCCACUGCCUGCUCUUUCUCCCUACACUGGUCCUACUGGAGGUCUUGUUGAGCGUCGUGAGCCUGCAUCUCGUCCUGCGUCGCCUGUUCGUGCUGGUCGCACUAGUGGUCGCGGUUCGCGUCAGCGUCCUCCUCCUGUCCCUGGCACGCACCGGAUGUCCUUGCGUCCGUCCACUGCUCCUCUACGUGUCCCUUUGCCUUCUCCUCCUAAGUCUUCUCUUUCUCCUCUUGCCGACCCAGAGUCGGACUCUCUUCGUGCUGCCAGUCCUACUGUCACGCGUCUCCUUGCUACUGUCGUCACUAACCCUUCCUUUGAGUCCACUGCUGCGUCUGCCCUAGUUGCUGAGCUCGUCGACUUUGCUGCUCGCUGUCGUCUAGACUACGCUGCUAGUCUUGUUGCUGAGUCUGCGUCUGUCUGUCCUCCGUCCGUCGGGGGUAAGUGUGCUCUUGGCAGAGAUGUCCUUGAGGACAGGCAGGAGGAGUUCCAGUGUCUGGCAGCUGCUUCACCUCAUCUCGUGUCCGUACUGCUUACCCCUGAGGGAGACCCGGAUGCACUUGACAUCCCGACUCCGCGUUCUUACGCGGAGGCCGUAGAGGGUCCCUACUCCUCUUAG